GUUUCCCCACCCAGCCAUGUAGUCACGUGAUGCGUCAACUUUCACCCAGGAUGUCUACCUCUCGACUUCCCCUUAGCAACCAAGUGGCGGCGCUCGGUUCCCCAGCAACCGGGAGACUCAAGUACUGCGUGGAACCAGCCCGGUAACCGGCGCUUGAGAAGGAAAAUUCCGGGUCUGUUUUCCGUGAAGCAGCUAUUCUGUUGACAGUUGUGUAAAACUCUGCUGCUUUCCCCCACCUCCUACCUCUGGUCUUCACCAACACUACCCUCAGGGAAGCUGUCGGGGAAGAUGAACCGGCUGUGCGACUCAAUGGAACCAAGAGUGAUGGAUGACGACAUGCUCAAGCUGGCUGUGGGGGAGCAGGGCCCCCAGGAAGAGGCUGGGCAGCUGGCCAAGCAGGAGGGCAUCCUCUUCAAGGACGUCCUGUCCCUGCAGCUGGACUUCCAGAACAUCCUUCGCAUUGACAACCUCUGGCAGUUUGAGAACCUGAGGAAGCUGCAGCUGGACAAUAACAUCAUUGAGAGGAUCGAGGGCCUGGAGAACCUCACGCACCUAGUCUGGCUGGAUUUGUCCUUCAACAACAUCGAGGCCAUUGAGGGUCUGGACACGCUGGUGAACCUAGAGGACCUGAGCUUGUUCAGCAACAGGAUCUCCAAGAUUGACUCUCUGGAUGCCCUCGUCAAGCUGCAGGUGUUGUCCCUGGGCAACAAUCAGAUCGGCAACAUGAUGAAUAUCAUCUACCUGCGGCGGUUCAAGUGCCUGAGGACGCUCAGCCUCUCAGGGAACCCUAUCUCCGAGGCAGAGGAUUACAGGAUGUUCAUCUGUGCCUACCUUCCUGACCUCGUGUACCUGGACUUCCAGCGCAUCGAUGACCACGUGGCAAAGCUGGCAGAGACCAAGCACCAGUACAGCAUCGACGAGCUAAAGCACCGGGAGAAUCUGCAGCAGGCCCGCCUGGAGGAUGAGAAGGCCCAGCGCGAGGAGCUGGAGAAGCACAAGGAUGCAUUUGUGGAGCUCCUGAACGGCUCCUUCCUGUUUGACAGCAUGUACGCGGAGGAUGUGGAGGGCAACAAGCUAUCCUACCUGCCCAGCGUCGGCGAGCUCCUCGAGGCCUACAAGGACAAAUUUGUCAUCAUCUGCCUGAACGUUUUUGAGUACGGCAUGAAACAGCAGGAGAAGCGGAAAACAGAGCUUGACACCUUCAAUGAAUGUGUCCAUGAGGCCAUCCAGGAAAACCAGCAGGAGGGCAGGCGCAAGAUUGCCAAAUUCGAGGAGAAGUACUUGCUGGGUUUAAGUGCCAUUCGAGAGGAGUCCGAACUGCCCAACGUCAAGAAGAUGAUCAUGGAGUGCAGCGAAGACAUCACUGAACUGUCCAACACACUCAUGACGCUGGAGAUGCAGUUGGUGGAGCAGCUGGAGGAGGCCAUAAACAUGUUUGAAAGGAACAUCACCGACUUGGUGGGAUCCUUUAUUGAAAAUGUCCAAAGCCUGAUGGCUCAGUGUAGGGACCUGGAGAACCACCACCAUGAGAAGCUCUUGGAGAUCUCUAUCAACACCCUCGAGAAGAUCCUCAAGGGCGACCUCGAUGAGGACCUGCCAGACGACGUGCGGGCGCUUUUUGUUGACAAAGAUACAGUUGUGAAUGCUGUUGGGGCAUCGCAUGACAUUCACCUCCUGAAGAUUGACAACCGUGAGGACGAGCUGGUGACCAGGAUCAACUCUUGGUGCACACACUUAAUAGACAAGGUUCACAGGGAUGAGAUCAUGAGGAACCGCAAGCGAGUGAAGGAGAUUAAUCAGUACAUCGACCACAUACAGAGUGAGCUGGACAACCUGGAAUGGGGCGACAUUCUAGAUUAG
Molecule: messenger RNA, 1860 nt
Organism: Carlito syrichta (Philippine tarsier)
Lineage: Eukaryota; Metazoa; Chordata; Mammalia; Primates; Tarsiidae
Gene: DRC3
Product: dynein regulatory complex subunit 3
Exons: 14
Coding region: 289-1860 (523 amino acids)
Molecular function (GO): protein binding
Source: RefSeq, a predicted model, not a curated record